This is a messenger RNA of Seminavis robusta, 1908 nucleotides long. Lineage: Eukaryota; Bacillariophyta; Bacillariophyceae; Naviculales; Naviculaceae. The record is from the annotation of a GenBank genome assembly.
AUGACAACAGCAGACGGAAACGUAUCCGAAAGAUCCAAGAAGAAUGGUGGCCAAAUUGAGUUGAAUCCUCUGUUUCCAAGUGGUGACAUUGACAGAAUUCCCAUUCCUUCUUCCAGCUACAAGGACAAUCCUGAAGAGGAAGGUGAAGCUGCUGUCAAUCAUGACGAACCUUGGAAUGACGAAGAAGAAGCUAUAGAAACAGUGACUAGAAGUGCCCCCAAAGUGACCUGCUGUUGGCCCUUGGCAAUUGCUUGCCUGACGGUUCCUUUUCUCCUGGCGGGUGCCUUGAUACUGCUGAGCCAUGCUCCAAUUUAUCCCUACGACUUUGUGCUGCCAAAUUUGACGAGUGAUUGGACACCACAGGGUGGAUGGCGGUACAUGGAAUACAAAUGGGGCAACAGUCCGUAUCGAAUUCCCAAGAGUAUUCAAGAUCAAUCCGAUGCUUUGGCUCGUGAACGCCGCAAACAUGUGAAGGCAGCCAUGGAAUUUGCCUGGAACCAGGGGUAUGUCCGGCACGCCUUUGGCAUGGACGAAGUCAAACCCGUCUCAAAAGUGGGAGACAACAUCUGGCAGGGAAUCGCCACCACCAUGGUCGACUCCCUUGAUACCCUGUGGCUUCUCAACAUGACAACCGAAUUUUGGCAAGCCAGGGACUUUGUCCUGCAAAAUUUGACCUAUGCCAACAAGGAUGUUUCGGUCAUUUGCUUUGAAACCACCAUUCGAUCACUUGGGGGGUUGCUAUCGGCAUAUAGUUGGUCCGAAGAUCGUGUCUUUUUGAAUCGAGCCUUGGAUAUUGCCCGCCGCAUUCAUCGCUCCUUUGACCAGUCUCCAACGGGCAUUCCUUUUGGGAGGGUCAAUCUCAUGACAGGGGCCGCAUACAAUGAUCAUCGGGAAGACUUUACACCAUUGUCAUGGGUGGGGACACUGCAAUUGGAAUUUCGUUGGUUGGAUGCUUUUCUACACAACAAUGAGACUGCCACAAUGAGAAGGUCUGUGGAACAUGUGAUAGAUACUUUGCAUGAACUCAAUCCGCCGAAUGGACUGUAUCCCACCCUGGUUCGCAAUAUCAAUGUCACCACUGCUGAAUUCGCCAAUCAACACUUGACAUUCGGGGCCAAUGGUGAUAGCUUUUACGAAUACCUACUCAAGGCGUGGAUUCAGGGUGGUAAGCGAGAAACCAUCUACCGUGACAUGUACGACAAAGCCAUUCAGGGUCUUCAUGAUCAACUUGUACGUCAGUCAACUCCCUCUGGUUUGACAUAUUUGAUAGAUAUUGUUGAUGGAGAAAGCAUCCAUAAACUGCAUCACUUGACCUGUUUCAUGGGUGGUUUGUUGGCCUUAGGAGCCUACCAUGAUCCACUGGGGACGGAUUCCCACAGGGCGAAACGAGACAUGAAGACUGGAAAAGCGCUGACCUAUACUUGUUAUCAAAUGUAUGCGCAGCAGAAUACAGGACUCUCUCCAGAGGAAGUCCAGUUCCUUCCAGGAAAAGAUUUUCGUCUCGAAGGGGACGUGGAUAUCCAUCCCGAGGGAGAUCAAUCUGCGUAUGGCACGCGGCCUGAUGCCGACACGACAUCGUCUCAAAACAUUCUGCGUCCUGAAGUAGUCGAAAGCUUCUACACCUUGCAUGCUAUCACGAAAGACCCUAUCUACCGGGAAUGGGGAUGGGAAAUCUUUCAAGCCAUCGAAACAUACUGUAAAACAGAGAUUGCCUAUGGAGAAUUCCCCAAUGUUGCCAAUACAAGUGCAAUGCCCCUAGACAAGAUGGAGUCCUUUGUUUUGGCCGAGACAGUCAAGUAUCUUUAUCUGCUCUUUGAUCCCGACAGUCCCGUGGAUAUUCUGAACACACACGUCUUCAAUACCGAAGCUCAUCCUUUGCCAGUGUUUGACAAACUGAAAGCAAUCUAA